GUACCUCACCACACGUUAUUUAAAAAAAAGUUUUAAUCUGGGAUUCAGCCACAAAGAGCUUUUUAAAAACAACAAGGCUUUAAGACGUUGUCAUCAGCAAAGGAUCUAUCUUUUGAAAGAUCAGACCAAUUCCUCUCCCAUUCCUUCUGGCAUCACCUUUGUGAAAAUGGGAUGAUGGUGUUCUGUUACUGUUAACUAACCUGGAACAAGCCCAGGAUAGUACUCCUCCUGAUGUCAGAAGAUUCAGACUUCAAGUUCUACUGCUACCCAGUGCUGGAGGACCAGGAUAGAGCCUCAGGAUGCAGACCGUCCACCUCAUGCAGCUCCAUGGCACAGCUGCACCGGAUGAGUGGCUACAGCCAAGGUAGGCCUGACCUAGGCCUGCACUCAGAGGGCAGCGACAGCAGCAGUCAGGACCCUGCCACUUCGCCGCACAUCCAUCGCAAGAACUCCCGCUCCCACUCGCUCCCUGAGGAGGACGUGGAGAUGAAGAGCAGUGGGUCCAGCGGGAGCGGGAGUGAAUCCAACGGCAAUGAAAGCCACUGCAAUGAGAGCCAUGGCAACGAGAGCAACGGCCAUGAGUCAGUUGGCAGCUCCAAUGGCAACAGCAAAGACUCCGCACUGCUUGAAUCUUCUGAAAGCAACAAGAGCUCCAACUCCCACAGUCCAUCUCCUCCCAGCAGCUCAAACGCCUUCAGUCUUCUGAGCUCGGAGCAGGACAAUCCUUCAACCAGUGGCUGCAGUAGUCAAGAAUCCGCCAAAGCCAAAACCCAGAAGGAGGUGAUUAAAACCCUGAAAGAGCUGAAACUCCAUCUACCUCCCGAGAAGAAACACAAUAACAAAUCCUCUACAUUGAACACCCUCAAGUAUGCCCUGCGCUGUGUCAAACAGGUGGCAGCCAAUGAGGAGUAUUACCAGCUGCUGAUGAUCAAUGACAGUCAACCUUCGGGCCUGGAUGUGUCAUCUUACACCAUAGAGGAGAUAGACAGCAUUACUUCUGAAUACACUCUCAAAAACAAUGACAUUUUCGCAGUCGCAGUGUCUCUCAUCACGGGGAGGAUAGUCUACAUUUCUGAUCAGGCUGCCUCCAUCCUCAACUGCAAAAGGGAGGUGUUCAAGAACAGCAAGUUUGUGGAGUUCCUGACGCCGCAGGAUGUUAGCGUGUUCUACAGUUUCACAACGCCCUAUCGCCUGCCCUCCUGGAGCAUGUGCACAGGAGCAGAGUCAUCCCCGCCUGACUGCAUGCAGGAGAAGUCCUUCUUCUGUCGUAUCAGUGGUGGAAAGGAGUGUGAGGGCGACCUGCAGUACUAUCCUUUCCGCAUGACACCCUACCGGAUGAAGGUCCAAGACACAGUGCAUGCUGAGGACCAGUUCUGCUGCCUCCUCCUGGCUGAGAAGGUUCACUCUGGUUAUGAAGCACCCAGAAUUCCAACAGACAAACGCGUCUUCACCACCACACACACUCCAAGUUGUGUGUUUCAGGACGUAGAUGAGCGGGCGGUCCCUCUCCUUGGGUACCUCCCCCAGGACCUGAUUGGCACCCCGAUCCUCCUUCACAUGCAUCCAAAUGAUCGACCGAUCAUGCUGGCCAUCCACAGUAAGAUUCUCCAAUACGCAGGGCAACCGUUUGACCACUCAUCCAUCCGGUUCUGUGCACGAAACGGAGAAUACAUCAUUCUCGACACCAGCUGGUCCAGUUUCGUCAAUCCCUGGAGCCGCAAGGUGUCCUUCAUUAUCGGGAGACACAAAGUGCGAAUGGGACCUGUGAAUGAAGACGUUUUCGUGGCCCCGACUUCUGCUGUGGCCGAGACGAAGACCAUGGACUCUGGUAUCCAGGAGAUAACUGAGCAGAUCCAUCGGCUCCUGCUGCAGCCGGUUCAUAACAGAGGGUCCAGUGGCCAUGGUAGUCUGAACAGCAAUGACCACCUUCUGGCCUUGACAUCUUCUAGUGAGAGCCUAAACAAUAGCAGCGGGAGCAAGGUGCAACGAGAGAAGGAGGAGGAAGUGAGCAGAAUAGCUAGACCGCGAACUUUUCAGGAAAUCUGCAAGGGAAUACAACUUCAGAAGAGCCAGGAGCAGCAAACAAGCAAACCAGACAAGAAAGGCAGUGGAAUAGAGUCUCUACAGAAGAGCACAGCGGUGGUGCGACCCAAAGACUCGGCCACUCAUCUCAACCUGAAGGAGACCACAGAGGAGAAUAGGGCUUCUUUUCAGGAGGAGAUGACAUUAAAUGAUCAAACUGUGUGCUCCUACCAGCAGAUCAGUUGUCUGGACAGUGUUAUCAGGUACUUGGAGAACUGUAACGUUCCCAUCACCAUGAAGAGGAAGUGCCAAUCUUCCUGUAACACUACAUCCUCCAACUCGGAUGAGAAUGUAUCUGACAGCAUGCAGGUGCCUGGAGAACCAGCUUUGUUGAAGGAUCAGUCUGCUCUCUCCGCUUUGGAUGCACAAGACAAAAAGUCCAGUGACGCGGCCACAGCAGUAGUGGGCAAUUCACUGCCCCUACCUGUUCCUAACAAACCAGAAAGUGUGGUGUCCAUAACCAGCCAGUGUAGCUACAGUAGCACCAUAGUGCAUGUUGGGGACAAGAAACCUCAACCAGACUCAGCAGAAUCCAGCAAGAACUCUGGCGUUCCUUCUGCUGUUUCACCUCCCAGUCAGGAGAGGGAGUCCUACAAGAAACUGGGGUUGACCAAGCAGGUUUUGGCAGCCCAUACCCAGAAGGAGGAGCAGGCUUUUCUGUACCGCUUCAAGGAGCUUCGUGGACUCACAGCCCUCAAAGCAAACUGCUCUCAGUACCUGGAGCGCCAGAGAGAACAGAUCGUCAGCGAUGCUGUACCCGCUGCUCAGUCCUGCAAGCCAAGAGGGCCGAGUGCAGGGCCCACCACACGCCAGAGUGUACGGAAUAAGAAGACCAAGUCAAAGCGAGCAAAGCAGAUCGAGUCUUCAGACAGCGCAGCGUCACAUCACAGACAACAGCAGCUGCGGCCUCCUCUUAGAAACCAUGGCCUUAACCCGACCUCUUGGUCUGCCUCUGACACCUCACAGUCCACUUUUCCCAUGGCUUACCCUGCCAUGAUGCCAGGCUACCCCCUCCAGGUUUACCCCAGAACCAAUUCAAUAGAUCCCCUCACAGACAUGACUCUACAAGGCUUUGUGAACAACCAGGGCACCCAGGCCCCUCCCUGCCCACCACCCAUCCAUCCUGCUCCCUACACCGCCCCCAUGGUCACCCCCAUGGUCAACCCCAUUGUGGCUCUAGUGCUGCCCAACUACGUGUUCCCUCCAAUGGCCCCCGGCCCUCCACAACCACAGCCGGUGUACCAAGCAGAGACUGGUGGCUUCCCCACCCAAAUGCAGCCUUUUUGUCAGGCUGCCUUUCCAGGCCAGGGUGCCUUCACAUCUCCUGCUUUCAGUGUACAGAACCCAUUUAACUCCCAGAACCCCUUCGCUCCCCAAGCAGGUUACCUGACCCAGUCACUCUACAUCCCUCCAUCCUCGGAAACCCCAAAGGCCCCCAUGGAAGGCCAGUCUCGUUCCUCUACACCACAGUCUGGAGGAGGCGAUGGCCACGCGUCCCCUCCAAUGUUCCAGUCCCGCUGCAGCUCGCCUCUGAACCUGCUGGAACUGGAGCUUUCUGUGGACAGGCAGGACAGCACUGUGCUCUCCUCUGGAGGACCAGGGAACAGUACAGCUGAAAGAGAGAAAGGAGGAAGUGGCAGCCAGGCCAAAGAGAGGGAGCUGAAGCAGCCAUCUCUCAGUCUCCUUUGUCCACCUGGACCCUUGUAUUACGAGGGCUCGCCCUGUGUCUGUCAGCGUUUGUCUUGGGAUAAAGUGUUCUCUAGGCUGAGGGCUUGCAGCAAAGAGGCAAGCUCUUGUGGUGACGGGAACAACAGCGACACAAACUCCUUGUCCAGCGACAUGUUGGACAUUAUCCUGCAUGAGGACUCCUGUUCCGGCACUGGCUCAGCCACCUCGGAGUCCAUGGGAUCUGGGUCCAACGGCUGUGGAACCUCGGCCAGCGGGACGUCCAACAGCGGGACAUCGAAGAGCAGGACAUCAGCCAGUGGGACCUCAGGUAGUGGAACAGGAAGCAACAACAGUAGUAAAUACUUUGGCAGCGUGGACUCAUCCCAGAACAGCCAGAAGGUCAAAGGUCACUUGAGCAGCAGUGACAGGAACCCCAUGAAGAUGGAGCAGAACGACCAUUUCAUCAAUGACAUCCAGAGAGUGCUCAGAGAGGACAGAGAGAAGCUGCGGCUGCUGCAGAAGAGCCAGCCACGCUUCUCAGAGGAGCAGAAGAAGGAACUGAAUGAAGUCCAUCCCUGGAUGAAGAAAGGAGGUCUACCCAAGGCGAUAGACGUCAAGGUGUGUUCCUGCUGUGACGGCACAUCAGAGGCAGCAGCGGUAGCAGCAGAGGACCAGCAUGACCUGGACAUCGGUGACACAGACACAGACGAGAUGAGCUGCGAGACGAGGCCCCGAGAGGAGCCCUCAAACAGUGUUGUCAUCUCCUGCCGCGGCCCUUCACCAAGCUCCAGCUCUUAGACUCAACCAGAGAGACAAUAAAGUGCUUCAGUGUGAGAUUCACCACUCAGCAGCUGCUUGUUCUGCUCGACCACGACGAUGAAGAGAGGCCUACUUCACGCAAAGCGUCAGACAGGCCCUUCUUUUAAAAAUAUCUGUUUGUGUCUUGCUGUUUUAAGAGUUUUAUCUGUUUAGAAAAACGGUGGCUCAAACAGACUAUUGUAGAAUGUGAAUAUAUAUGUUGGUGGACAUCAAAAUACACUUUAUUUUAAUAUAUUUCUUUAAAGCUACACCGAAAGGCAGUUUUGUUUUUUUUGCUGACUUUCUGUGUCCAUUCAUUAGUUUCUUUGUAGCAUAUAUAAAUGUGCAGCAUUUAGGGGAAGUGUGGUAUGCACUGAUUAGGAGAUGCAGAACCCCAGUAAGACAGGUACAAUGUGCUCGUACGAGAGGCAGUUGGGUCGAGGUCAAACAAGCAUGAACCAGACGGAGCAGUAAUGCGCCAGGAAGUGGCUCAGUGGUGUUCUAACUGUUGCGGUUACUGAUUAAAUUCAGUGUUUUGUGACGCGAUUUCCUCAGUUACAACAACACUGUGCUACGUCAGCUUGUGGGUUUCACAGUUUCACAAGCUCCAGUCGUGCAUACCCAUCAUGCAUUACAUGAACGCACAAGUGCCCUUUUUGGACUGUACUGGAAGACGAGGGAAAACAAGAACAAGGUUGCUGCACUGUUCAUCUAUUUGGCUAAAACGUUUCACUACCUCCAUCCACACCAGCUGUGGAAGAAGUAUUCGCAUCUUUUACUUGAGUAAAAAUAUUUAGUUACAAGUAAAGAUCCUGCAUUCAAGAUGUGUCUUAAUUAAAGUACUUAUUAUACAUAAGGGCACCUUUCAGAGUGUUUAAUAUAUAUUAUUUAUUGGAUUAUUAUCAAAGAAUCCGCUAUUUUUUUUAAUAUUUAAUACUUUGAGCUGUUUAACCUGUAACAUUGAGUCAUAUUUUAUAAACUAUUAUGUUUACAAUUAUGUUGUUAGACAUGACUGCUAACUGCAGCUGUCAGAUAAAUAUAGUAGAAUAGAAAUAUUUAUUAAGUAGCAUAAAAUGUGACAUACAAGUACUCAAGUAUGUAGAUGUCCCUUCCACCUCUGAUGCUAUGGAGACAGUGAAAACAUGUGAGUCUGCAGACAAUCAGGUGCUACACAUACUGUAAGCUACAUGUACUCACCUGCCCAUCAUCCUAUGAUUUCUGCAAAAAUGGUACAAUUUAAAUUUCAACCCUCCUCCUCCUCUGGCCAUUUCUCUCAUCAUCUUCAUCACUUUCUUGCAUUUUUUUCCUCCAGUAUCAGCUGUGAAGCUUUUGUUCAUCGGAUGCCUUUCACUUGAAGAAACACUUAAUUUAACUCAUUUCAGCACUUGUGUGAAUAUUUGUAACAGUCAUUGACUCUGAGUAUAUAUAUAUAUAUAUUUUUUUACAUACAAUGACUGUUUCUGUAGAAAGUAAAUUACGUGUUUUUAAAAUCCAGCUCAAAAAAGGCUGGCAGGACCAAGGUCAUUAUUAUUUACUGUAAAUAAAAUGUGACAGCAGUUCCUCUAAAAUGAUAUGUUGCUGUGGAAAAAGUUGAUGUUUCCCCAGUUUAAAUGUGUGUCACAUGACACUUGAAGAUGUCUGAUGUUGCCCCUCAUAAAUAUGGAGGAGGGCAUCCUGUGGGAGCGGCUGAAGCUCAUUACCGUUCACAACAAACGUGGUCGCUUCAGAAGUUACAGUUUAGGGUUAUUGCACGGGUAUAAAGCAGCUCAGACAGAUGCCAAGUGACUGUGUGGAGACCAUCUCUUCACUUUGAAGCUGUAACUUCAGCUCGAUUUGAACAUUUCCUGAAUUUUGUCAUUCGUCUUUCUGUUAUCUGAACAGACACUGACAACCAUGCACCUUUUUUAUUAUUAUUUAUUUUCUUAUUUUUGAUGGGGAUCAGUUUGUUUAAUAAAAAAUG
Molecule: messenger RNA, 6508 nt
Organism: Scomber scombrus (Atlantic mackerel)
Lineage: Eukaryota; Metazoa; Chordata; Actinopteri; Scombriformes; Scombridae
Gene: per2
Product: period circadian clock 2
Exons: 25
Coding region: 232-4548 (1438 amino acids)
Biological process (GO): entrainment of circadian clock by photoperiod; negative regulation of transcription by RNA polymerase II; circadian regulation of gene expression
Cellular component (GO): nucleus; cytoplasm
Molecular function (GO): transcription corepressor binding; transcription cis-regulatory region binding
Source: RefSeq, a predicted model, not a curated record